GUUACCGAUGAUAUAUGAAGGAACACGUAUCACCAGGUACUCAGUACACCCACGCGAGUCGUUAUCGUUAUUUCGUUACAUUUCCAAGAGAUUACUGAACGAAAGUUUGGUAUUUCACUUGAUUUUAAUAUCGUGUUCAAUUCGAAUAAUACUAUAUAUAUAUAUAUAUAUAGCAGUAAUAGAAGAGGAGCUUUUUGGACAACGAUGGAUCAGAAAAAUGAAGUCAAAGGAUGCGAUGGGAAAACUAAUCGCGUUCUCGCGACGAAUGUGAUCAAACAAAUACACCACGUGUCGAGGGAGAGACGAGGGGAAGCCUAUGGAAAAUUCAAAGAAUUUUGUGGCUGUACGAUUUGGUUGACAGGGCUGUCCGGUGCUGGCAAGACGUCCAUCUCGUUCGAGCUGGAAAAUUACCUGAUUUCUCAAGGACUGCCAGCCUACAGCCUGGACGGCGAUAAUCUUCGUCACGGAUUAAACCGGAACCUGGGCUUCUCGAAAGAAGAUCGCGAAGAGAACGUGCGAAGAGCUGCCGAAGUAGCAAAAUUGUUCUCUGAUUGCGGUGUGAUCACCAUUUGCAGCCUCGUUUCGCCCUUCGAGGCGGACAGAAGGCUGGCGAGGAAGAUACACGAAGAUUUUAACUUGAAGUUCUUCGAGAUCUUCGUGAAAGCUUCCGUGAAGACGUGCGAAGCCAGAGACGUGAAAGGCCUCUACGAGAAAGCUAGAAAAGGGAUGAUUAAAAGCUUCACAGGCAUCGGCCAGGAAUAUGAAACGCCCAAAACUCCUGAUCUCAUCGUGGAUACGGAAUUUCAUAAUUUGCAGACCUCGACGAGAAUGGUGAUCGAGUUGUUGAGGACCCAGGGAAUUCUUCCCAAGACUCGAGAUCAGGUUCAGGAACUGUUCGUCGAGGAGAGGAAGAUAGAGGAGGCGAGAAAAGAGGCGGAGAAUCUUCCGAGUAUCGACAUCAGUAAGGUUGACUUGCAAUGGGUUCAAGUACUCGCUGAAGGUUGGGCUGCUCCGCUCACAGGUUUCAUGAGGGAGUACCAAUAUUUGCAGUGUCAACACUUCAAAACUAUCGAACAAAAUGGGGACGUGAUUAAUCAAUCGAUACCAAUCGUGCUUCCGGUUAGCACAGAGCAGAAGGAAAACUAUAUUACAGCACCGGCACUGACCUUGAAGUACAACGGUCAAGAUAUCGCAAUUCUGAGGAGACCAGAAUUUUUCACUCACCGAAAAGAAGAAAGGUGUAGCAGAGAAUUUGGUACAAACGACCUUGGACAUCCUUACGUCAGAAUGAUCCACGAAUCGGGUGAUUGGCUGGUUGGAGGAGAAUUAGAAGUUCUGGAAAGGAUUAAGUGGAACGAUGGUCUCGACAAGUACAGGCUCACGCCAAACGAAAUUCGUAAAAAGUGCAGAGAAAUGGAAGCGGAUGCUGUUUUCGCCUUCCAGUUGAGAAAUCCGAUUCACAAUGGCCACGCACUCUUAAUGCAGGAUACCAGAAGAUACCUCAUGGAGGAACGUGGUUGUAAGAAACCAGUUCUUCUACUGCAUCCUCUGGGAGGAUGGACGAAAGAAGACGACGUACCACUAUCAGUUCGGAUAAACCAACACCAAAGUGUUCUCGAGGAGGGUGUAUUGCACGAAGACACCAUCCUCGCUAUUUUUCCAAGCCCGAUGCUUUACGCUGGCCCUACAGAGGUGCAAUGGCACGCCAAAGGAAGAUUGAUGGCUGGGGCAAAUUUCUUCAUCGUUGGUCGUGAUCCCGCGGGUUUGCCGCAUCCUGACAAAUCUAAAACCCCGGACGGAAAUCUGUACGAUGGAACGCACGGCUCGAGGGUACUGUCGAUGGCACCGGGUCUUCAGAAUCUCAAAAUCAUACCGUUUAGGGUGGCAGCUUACGACAAUAGAAAAAAAAAAAUGGCUUUCUUCGAGCCGGAACGAUCGCAAGAUUUUAUUUUCAUAUCAGGAACUAAAAUGCGAAAUUUAGCAAAAUCCGGGGAAAAUCCACCAGAAGGAUUCAUGGCGCCAAAAGCAUGGCAAAUCGUUUCGGAUUAUUAUCGAAAACAACUGAAAAACUAAUUUUAAAUUACUAUUAACCGCAACUCUUGUACUAGAGGGUAAUUAUUUACAAGGACCAAAAUAUUUUCUGUUUAAAUGAAAUUUAAUAAUUAAAAUGAUAAAUAUAAACAUCUGUUCUGCACAAAAAAUGGUUGAUUCUUAUUGUUCACUUAUAAAAGACAAUAAUUUCGUCAGAUACAAGUAAGGUACAUCGAAGUAAUUUAUUUAUAAUCUUUGUUAAAAAUGAUCCCUAAAAAGGUUGGGAAUGGGGGAUGAAAAUAAAUAAAGUUAAUUUAUUUCUCCUCUAAUAAUGAUAUACAUAUGUGUAUCUAUAUUUAUAUAUAUAUAUAUAUAUAUAUAUAUAUAUAUAUAUAUAUUCAUGUUUAUUGCGUCAGACACGAGAAAUUUGUAAUUUAGAGCUUUACCUUAGAGACGUUUUCCUUUCGUGUUUUUUUUUUU
Bombus huntii is the source of this 2511-nucleotide messenger RNA. RefSeq names its product bifunctional 3'-phosphoadenosine 5'-phosphosulfate synthase 2-like. The record is from RefSeq and is a predicted model, not a curated record. NCBI's taxonomy places the organism in Eukaryota, Metazoa, Arthropoda, Insecta, Hymenoptera, Apidae. Gene Ontology annotation, biological process: 3'-phosphoadenosine 5'-phosphosulfate biosynthetic process; sulfate assimilation. Bases 205 to 2073 code for a protein of 622 amino acids. The transcript is spliced from 10 exons. Gene Ontology annotation, molecular function: sulfate adenylyltransferase (ATP) activity; adenylylsulfate kinase activity; ATP binding.